This is a messenger RNA of Sinocyclocheilus grahami, 1408 nucleotides long. RefSeq names its product interferon regulatory factor 1-like. The record is from RefSeq and is a predicted model, not a curated record. Gene Ontology annotation, molecular function: DNA-binding transcription factor activity, RNA polymerase II-specific; RNA polymerase II cis-regulatory region sequence-specific DNA binding. The coding region runs from base 132 to 998 and encodes 288 amino acids. Gene Ontology annotation, cellular component: nucleus. Gene Ontology annotation, biological process: regulation of transcription by RNA polymerase II; immune system process. NCBI's taxonomy places the organism in Eukaryota, Metazoa, Chordata, Actinopteri, Cypriniformes, Cyprinidae. The transcript has 9 exons.
UUCUGUACAGUAAGCGCGAGCUGAUCUAGACAGAACCUCAGCUGUAGUUCUGAGAGUGGAUUCACGCCUUUUACAGGACAUACUCUUUUUGCAGUUUUCUCAUUUGGAUACAACAUCGGAUUAUACUAAACAUGCCUGUGUCCCGAAUGCGCAUGCGACCCUGGCUGGAGGGCAAAAUCGACUCCAACACCAUCGCUGGACUCAUGUGGGUCAACAAGGAGGAGAGCAUGUUCUCCAUCCCGUGGAAACACGCGGCUCGGCACGGCUGGCAGGUGGAUAAAGACGCCUGUCUGUUCAAGCAGUGGGCCAUUCACACAGGUAAAUACAAGGAGGGAGUGACCCAGCCUGACCCCAAAACCUGGAAAGCCAACUUCCGCUGUGCCAUGAACUCGCUCCCCGACAUCGAAGAGGUGAAGGACAAGAGCAUCAACAAAGGCUGCGGCGCGGUGAGAGUCUACCGCAUGCUGGCCACCGUCGCCAAGAAGAAAGUCAAGAGAUGCAAGAGCCGCGACAGCCGCAAACGCAAGGUCAAGAUGGAGGAGAUUGAUGCCCACGAGAUGCACUCAGAAAUGACCCAGGAGAACACCAUCGACAGCACUGUGAAUCUAAGCACCGCCAGCCCCUCCUGUGACACCCCCGCAUAUGAGGUCGAAAUCGCAGACUGUCCUGAAGACCUGUACACCAGCAAGUUCCAGGUGUCUCCGGUGCACUCCACAGACUUGGAGGAGAACGAAGCUAUAUUUGAGCUCACACGGCAAUUGGAACGUGAAAGUACGCAGUGGCUGCAGAGCAAUUUCGGUGGAAAGGGGUUCCUGGCCAAUGAAGUAGCCACAACAGAAUCUCUGAGUCCAGAGAGCCAGUGGAGUGAAAGCUCAGGAGAAGAGCUUGAGUUUCGGCUCUACACUGAACUGACCCCAGACCUGCGUGACGACUCUCUCUGCACCUACACAGAUCUGUGGAACAGCAGCUCCAUGCCACAGACCAUGUGUCCUCUCUGAGAGCGCUCGUCUCGCACCUCGGACUCUGUCUCACUCAUGGACAAUGGACUCCAUUCCACACUCAACCUCGUACCUCAGUCUCAAUCGUUCAUAUGUCUGCUGUUGGACUCUCAGGAUCCUCGCUUCGUCGUGGUCAGAAACGACCUGGUUUGUGUAACGUGUGAUGUGGUUUCACUGAAGGAUCUUCCAGAACCGAAACUAGACAGAUUGUGGCUUUCCUUCCAGUUGUACAGUUUUGUGACCGUGUAAUCUCAUGUAAUGUGAAUUGUACCAAUUCCGUUAUGUGCUCAUCAUGUCAGGGGUUUCUCAUAUCUUCAUAUAACACAAGUAUCAGAUGAAGCUGUCAGUCUGAGUUUGGUAAGGGGUUCUUCACUGUAUAUACUGUAAAUAUUUAUUUGUAAUAAAAAACU